AUGAAACUGAUUGCAGAGCUCAAACGUUUUUCACGUAGCACAUUGCCCAGUACUGUGCGUAUUAUAUUAAGAAAAAUUUUUACAGAUGCAUUGCUUGAAAAGUUUAGCUACAAGGGUUUGAAAAAAAAGAAAGUAUUCUAUACCUUGGCUACAUGUACAGUAAUUUUUGAUGCAAUAAAACAAAUGAAAAAAUUCAAAUUAAGCGAUGCUGUGGAUAUUGAGACACCCAUAAGAACAUUUAUUUCUGGAGCUAAAUUCCGGGAACCAAAGAAAAAUCUACCUAUUUCUAAUGAACUAUCAUCUUAA
This is a messenger RNA of Macrosiphum euphorbiae (potato aphid), 306 nucleotides long. The record is from the annotation of a GenBank genome assembly. NCBI's taxonomy places the organism in Eukaryota, Metazoa, Arthropoda, Insecta, Hemiptera, Aphididae.